Messenger RNA from Lathyrus sativus (Indian pea), 1191 nucleotides. NCBI's taxonomy places the organism in Eukaryota, Viridiplantae, Streptophyta, Magnoliopsida, Fabales, Fabaceae. The record is from the annotation of a GenBank genome assembly.
AUGUCUCUUCUUUCUUCUGUUUUCGCUUCAUUCUUCUCUCUUCUUUUCAUACUUUCACUUCAAUGCCAAAAAGCUUCUUCUCUUCAUCAUCAUCACCACCACUCUCAUUUUCACCAUCAAAAACCCAUUUUGAAAUCUUACAACAACCAAAGCACUUGUUCAUUGUUUGUAGGCACUUGGGUUCAUGAUGAAAGUUACCCUUUUUAUCAGUCUUCUAGCUGUGACAUCAUAGACCCAGAAUUCAAUUGUCAAAUGUACGGUCGCCCUGAUUCUGAUUACCUUAAAUACAGAUGGAAACCCCUCAAUUGUGAGCUCCCAAGGUUUAAUGGUGUUGAGUUUCUGAUGAAGAUGAGAGGAAAAACUGUAAUGUUUGUUGGUGACUCGUUAGGAAGGAACCAAUGGCAGUCUUUGAUUUGUAUGAUAUCUGCUGCAGUACCUCAAUCACUGACACAACAAGUCAGUGGAGAUCCUCUUUCCACCUUCACAUUCUUGGACUAUGGUGUGAAGAUUUCGUUUCACAGAGCUCCUUAUUUGGUGGAUAUGGAUAUGGUCCAAGGGAAGAGAAUAUUGAGGCUUGAUGAGGCAGAUAAGAAUGGUAACACAUGGAAGAGUGCUGAUGUAUUGUUGUUCAACACAGGACAUUGGUGGACUCAUCAAGGAUCACUUCAAGGAUGGGAUUAUCUAGAAUUAAGAGGGGAAUAUUAUCCUGACAUGGAUCGAUUGGGCGCUUUGGAAAGUGGUAUGAAAACUUGGGCUACUUGGGUGGAUGCAAAUAUUGACAGAAGUAGAACCCAAGUGUUAUUUCAAGCAAUUUCUCCUACUCAUUAUAACCAAAAUGAAUGGAAUGCAGAAGCUGGUAGAACAACAAGUAUGAUGACAGAAAAGAAUUGCUAUGGCGAAACAGCGCCAAUCAGCGGCACGACAACAAACCAUGGAGUAGGAGAAACAUACACUGAACAACAGAUGAGAAUAGUGGAUAUGGUGAUUCGUGAAAUGCGUGAUCCUGCGUAUCUUCUUGACAUCACAAUGUUAUCGGCAUUGAGGAAAGAUGGACACCCUUCCAUUUACAGCGGUGAUUUGAAUCCUCAGCAGAGAGCUAACCCGGAUCACUCGGCUGAUUGUAGUCAUUGGUGUCUUCCUGGUUUGCCUGAUACUUGGAAUCAACUUCUCUAUGUUGCUUUAUUCUAUUAA